This is a messenger RNA of Mugil cephalus (flathead mullet), 1241 nucleotides long. RefSeq lists its product as uncharacterized. The record is from RefSeq and is a predicted model, not a curated record. NCBI's taxonomy places the organism in Eukaryota, Metazoa, Chordata, Actinopteri, Mugiliformes, Mugilidae. The coding region runs from base 257 to 1111 and encodes 284 amino acids. The transcript is spliced from 2 exons. Gene Ontology annotation, cellular component: cytoplasm. Gene Ontology annotation, molecular function: NAD+ poly-ADP-ribosyltransferase activity.
CUUUACUUGGAGCAAAGUGAAACUCAAUUAAUAUUGUUGGAGGAAUCCAGAGAGAGGUACGUGAACAGGACGCACCUUUAAAAUGCCUGUAAUUUUAAAGUAAAUAUUCUCAGUACUCUGCGUAUGAGGAUGUGUCCAGAUUUUUGAUUUAUAAACCAGAUUUAUAUUACUGUUUGCAGAACCAAACAACGGCACAUUUCAACUGUGUUUUUAGAACCACCGAAGCUAUCUAUUAUUUUUCAUAAGGGACAUCAACAUGAGCUACGGGUCACAGCGUCAUUGGGCUGGAGAUUACUUUCUGCCACAUAAUACCAAAACAUAUGUCAUAUACCAUGGAACCACUAGUGGCAAUUUUAAGAAAAACUUGAUCUCUGGCAUUCGUCAAUCGCUAGAUGAUAUGUCUAGUUAUCGGGCCUGCCUCAAAGCAGACCUGAAUAAAGCGCGACUGAUAGCAGGCGUUUUACCUCUGCCAGUAGGGACAGUUCGGAUGGUCCAACAACCAGAUAAUUACAAAACAUGUGUCAUGUACCACGGAACCACUAGUGCCAAAAUAAAGAAAAACUUGAUCUCUGGCAUUCGUCAAUCGCUAGAUGAUAUGUCUAGUUACCGGGCCUGCCUCAAAGCAGACCUGAAUAAAGCGCGACUGAUAGCAAGCGUUUUACCUCUGCCAGUAGGGGCAGUUCGGAUGGUCCAACAACCAGAUAAUAACAGAACAUAUGUCAUGUACCACGGAACCACUAGUGCCAAUGCUAGGAAAAUCUUGGCCUUUGGCUUCCGUCAGUCGGCAAAUGGCAUGCUUGGUCCUGGUGUCUACCUCAGCAGAGAUCUGCAGAAAGCGAACCGCUAUCCUACUGAUCACCCCGAGUACGACAAGGUCGUCAUUAGGGUUCUGGUCAACGUGGGAAAAGUGAUUGUCAUCAAUCGUCAACACCACCCAUAUCAGAAGACUUGGCAUGACCACGGAUACGACACUGCCUGGGUGCCACCCAAGUGUGGAAUGGUGCCGAGUGGUUUGGAGGAGGAUUGUGUCUGGGAUCCCAAACGAAUCCAGAUCCUGGAUAUCAUCAAACCAGUCCUAACCUAUGGAUCUGGUGCACACGGCUACAUGUAAACUCCAUGAAGGGUUACUCGUUGAUUUUGUAUGUUCAGAUAUACUUUUAUGUAUUUGGAUAAUGAAUAAAUGACAAUCUAUUUUAAAACUGUAUCUUUGUAACAUGGAAGAUAAACAAGUCAGAAAUCUG